Messenger RNA from Mycena citricolor, 482 nucleotides. NCBI's taxonomy places the organism in Eukaryota, Fungi, Basidiomycota, Agaricomycetes, Agaricales, Mycenaceae. The record is from the annotation of a GenBank genome assembly.
CGUCUCCUCACCUCCAAGUGCUUGUGUCCUCUUGAAAUUCUCCCAAAAAACCAAACGACAGGGCUCGCUUGCGACCUGAAGUAUCCCGAAUAAGAGGAUAUGGACUCAGAUGAGGCGCUCUUUGGUUUUGAAAACUCACUGUACGUCCUCCUCAUCCAGAGCCACCUACUAUAGACGCUACUCUGAGAAUGACGUUCUCAAAUACUUGCUCCAAGCAAUUGUCGAAACCGGCCUACAAGACGACAUUGAUCAUUCGGAUCGACACCGGAAUCUGAAGAGGUCCCGAGCACAAACCCCGCUGCUUGUCAAUCAGCACUCGGCUUCGACCCAGCCUUAGUGCACGGCGAUGCCGACGCAUGGGCUGCAGAGCGCAUUGUUGGGCCAGAUACAUUGUCCUCGAGGUCUCAUCGCCACAGGGGCUUCUAGCGCUGGCAGUGGGCCCACCGAGGAUCGCUCGGACUGCGAUCCUGCCCUCGUCUCAG